This is a messenger RNA of Botrytis fragariae, 1203 nucleotides long. Its product is annotated as putative gata transcription factor protein. Bases 1 to 1203 code for a protein of 400 amino acids. Lineage: Eukaryota; Fungi; Ascomycota; Leotiomycetes; Helotiales; Sclerotiniaceae. Gene Ontology annotation, biological process: positive regulation of transcription by RNA polymerase II; negative regulation of transcription by RNA polymerase II. The transcript has 4 exons. The record is from RefSeq and is a predicted model, not a curated record. Gene Ontology annotation, molecular function: zinc ion binding; DNA-binding transcription factor activity, RNA polymerase II-specific; RNA polymerase II cis-regulatory region sequence-specific DNA binding.
AUGCCACCCAUGGAUCCAAUCUCUCGACCAUCUUCGACCUCAACAGUGAACUCUUCUUUACACCACAGCGCAUCACUGCCGCAACUACCUGGUCUAUCAGCACUGGCGUCAUUAGCUUCGGGUACAAGCUCGCCACAAUUGAGAGCAUUCAAUGUUGGACAGAGUGUAAAUAUGGGGUAUGCGACAUCAUCACCAUCUGCUACAUCCGGAGGAGGGCAAAACAAUUCACCAAGCAACUGCGAGAAUUUUCGUUCCUCCCCAAUCUCCGAUAACGAUAGCGAUUUUGCAAAUUAUCAUAUUAUCAAUACCACAAAUAUGGCUACAAUGGCUAACAAUGAUCGCGAAACCCAACAGCCUACCUGUCAGAACUGUCAGACUUCAACGACUCCUUUAUGGCGAAGAGAUGAAAUAGGUUCUGUAUUAUGCAAUGCUUGUGGUCUCUUCCUGAAAUUGCACGGGCGGCCUCGGCCGAUAAGCCUCAAGACAGAUGUUAUCAAGAGUCGAAAUCGCGUGAAGAGUUCAGGUACUGCUCAAGGUGCAAAGAAAAAGACUCUGUACGAAGCUAAUGGUCUUGACCAAGCGCGAUCGCAAGCUGGCACACCACCGCCAGGUUCACUUGGACAUAGAAGAGCAUCAGGAAAGUCUGCCAAUGGUCAUUCAGAUGGAUCGAACUCUCCCAUCUCCAGAACUGCGACUCCUUCGAUGUAUGGUAAUCAUUUACCCCCAUUCAACGGAAAUGGCUUGGAAGAACAUCAUUACAACCAUUCCCCGUCUCUUCCGCCUAUGCACAUCCGACAACCUUCUCCUGGCGAUAUACGGUCUACGUCCCCAUCUAUGAAUGGUCCGCAUGGUCUUGAAGUGCCUCAGACAUACGAACAGCUUAUCGCCCAGAAUUCAUCUUUGAAAACUCGCGUCAACGAGCUGGAGGUUAUAAACGAACUCUUUCGUGGUCGAGUUACCCAACUUGAACAGGAUGAAGCCAAUGCGAAUCAAGGAGUGGCUAUGCUUAGAGAAUCAGAGCAUAAUUUAAUGAGUCGACUUGAGGAAUCUCAACGUCGUGAAAAUCAAUUGAAGCGUCGCCUGGAUGAUGUUGAACGUGAACUCAACGAAUUGCGUGACGGGGCACCUCGCGCUAAGAAAAUGCGUGUUGCAGAUAUGGUUGGGGACAGCGAGUCGUCAACUCCACAAUCAGUCACUUCAUAG